Messenger RNA from Hymenoscyphus albidus, 1047 nucleotides. The record is from the annotation of a GenBank genome assembly. Lineage: Eukaryota; Fungi; Ascomycota; Leotiomycetes; Helotiales; Helotiaceae.
CUCCACCAGAUUGAGCCAAGCAGAGUCCAUACUGAUACCUCUGUCGAGAGUAACACCAACGUAUUUUUGUUGUGUGUCUAUACUUGUACCUAUAUGUCAGACCAAAACUUUACUUACAAGAACUUCUCUUCUCUGCAGAGUUCUGAAGGAAUCCAAGCAUCGUCACCCACCUUUGAUGUUGAGUCUGAACUUUUCCCAAGGCAGAGGCACACGACCAGAAAAGUAUAUCAAGAAUCUGCAUAGCAUAGCCAACGGCAGAGGCACAGGCACAGGCACACAACCAUGGCAGAUACUCCAUUAGCAUCUCUGUCAUUGACCCAUGUUCAUUAUGUACGUACUCUUGUACCCGUCUCAUCUACCAGAAUCCUUUCUAACUAAGUCCUCGUACUCUCUCAGGAUCCCCAUGAUCCCCUGUCCUACUUCUGCGCCUGGCUCGCCCUCAUCCCUCAAGGCCUCUGUGUAGUCUACGCAACCUUAAUAUGGUCCACCCGCGAAGUCGAGAUUCUCCUCAUGUUCGGUGGACAAAUGGCUUGCGAGGCACUGAACUUUGCCUUGAAGCGCAUUCUCAAGGAAGAAAGACCCAAACAAAUGCACGGGAAAGGUUACGGGAUGCCCUCUUCACACGCCCAAUUCGUCUCGUUCUUCUCCGUAAGCUUGACGCUAUUCCUCCUCUUCAGACACGUACCGAAGAAGCCAUCAUCUUCGCAUACACCAUUAAGUAUGGUGGCACGAGUACUGUUAUCCGGGCUGGCGAUGGCGAGUGCGGCAUUGGUGGCAUGGAGUAGGACAUACCUAAAUUAUCAUACGCAGAAACAAGUGAUUGUGGGAAUUGCGGCGGGUGUAGUGAGUGCGGUUCUAUGGUUCUUGGCCACGACUGUGGUGAGGCAGAUUGGCCUGUUGUCUUGGGCUUUGGAUCAACCGCUUGUGAGGCUAUUUCGGAUGAGAGAUUUGGUUAUUGAGGAAGACUUGUGUCAAGCGGGGUGGGAGAAGUGGGAGGUGAAGAGAUUGGCGGCUUCUAGCAACGCCAAUGGGAAGAAAUCUAGGUGA